AUGGCGAGGCCUCUGCGAGCUCUCGUGGAAAGCAGGUGUAGUCGUGCCGAGAAUGGCGCGUGGAAGGACACCAGCUUUGGGGACGAAGAAUACAAGAGUGGCGGCAGCAGGCGUGGAACUUUGCGAUCUGCAGUGAAUAGAGCGCGUUGUGGAGAGGACCUCAAGCGCGGGUGGAGGGUGGAUUGGAGCUUGAUGCACCUCCGAUUCGCUGAUAUGACAUCGCCAGCCCUGCAUGUGCCGCCAGCCUACCUCCGCCCUAGCAUCGCCAGCUGGUACGAGACACAAGCGAACCUCGAGCGCAGGCAAAUACACAGCAUAUGGACAUCUACUCUGUCUCUACAGCUUCCCACCUCUAGAGCACCUGCCACCACCGCCGCCGCCGCCGCCGCACCCCCGCAGCUUUCCCGCAACCCUCACCUCAUGGCCUGCUGGUAG
Molecule: messenger RNA, 435 nt
Organism: Parastagonospora nodorum SN15
Lineage: Eukaryota; Fungi; Ascomycota; Dothideomycetes; Pleosporales; Phaeosphaeriaceae
Exons: 2
Coding region: 1-435 (144 amino acids)
Source: RefSeq, a predicted model, not a curated record